AUGGAUGAGAAAUGGGCUGGCAGAUUGAAAAUUGAUUGCAAUUAUGAAACUGGCCAAAAUGUCGGAAGUAGUCAUGCAUUUUCUACAAAGGAAAAUAUGAGUGGUAGAAAAGGACAUGAUGAUGACGAUGACGAUGAUGAUGAUGAUGAUGAUGAUGAUGAUGAUGAUGAUGGUGAUGAUGAUGAUGAUGGUAAUGAUGAUGAUGGUGAUGAUGAUGGUGAGGGUUAG
This is a messenger RNA of Acanthocheilonema viteae, 228 nucleotides long. NCBI's taxonomy places the organism in Eukaryota, Metazoa, Nematoda, Chromadorea, Rhabditida, Onchocercidae. The record is from the annotation of a GenBank genome assembly.